AUGGGUUUUAAAACUGUGCCGACAACAACACCGGAAACAGCUCUGAAAGAGCCAAAAACAAGUAAAGGAAUCAGGAAUCAAUUCUGGUCAACAGGUUUUGCUAAAAGCGAUGAACAAACACCAAAACGACCUGAAACAACUGUAAACAAGCAGUUUCUACCAAAGAAAAAGCACGGAAUUAGUGAGGCUUGGUCAAAACAAAUGCAAGAAAGUCGUGAAGAUCUGAAACAACCUUUUCCGUACACGCCAUUCAAAUCAGGCUCAGUAAGUAAAAAAACAUCAGCAAAUAUAUUGCGUGAUGCAACCUUGAGCAUGCGUUUGAAUCAGGAUUUUUCGCAAAUUUAUGGUACUGAACAGCAAACAGGACAUCCACGGACGAUAUCUAGUAUUCAAGGGACAAUGAGAACACAUCAUACUAACGGCUUAUACAGUACCAGUGCAAUACCACGCCCGGAGCCGAAAGGAAUUUGGAGAGGGUCACAAUCCGGAAUAAUCCCACCACCACCAGGAUCAUACCGUCCAGCUAGUGCGAUGAAUAUGCCUGUCUUAUCUCGACCACCUUCAAGAGCAAACAGCGACUUAGGAAUAGGUACCAUUGCUUUUUGCGAUAAUAUCGGUACUGGACCAUCGAGAUAUCAGAGCUAUUGUACACUUCCUCGGCCGGAACAAAUCGAUUUCGACCAGCAUUCAAACUAUGGCAAUGAAAUUAGUCACAUGGCUAAACAAAUCAAUCAGCUAUAUGGCCCCUACAAUACACAUGUUCAACCAUCAAUUAGUCCUAAUCCAAUGAGCAAGCAGGGUAUAUUACCAAAUAGUCGACCGGCAUCUUCGAUGCUUAUUGGAGCUCCAGGAAUGGCCAGUGAUUAUCUCACCAGGCGACAGUCUUUAUAUGGGCCUGCCGAAUCCAAUGUUAUCCCGCAAAUAUCUGACGAAGAUAUUUUAAAGCCUGCGAAAGAAAUAGUCCACUUCGAUGCACUUUCCGUGCUUUCUGUUCUUCAGGUUCUUUGUUCAUUAGUAAUCUUUGGUUGUGGAGUUUUGCGGAUAAUCUGGAAUUCAAAAUGGGCACUAGGUAUCGAACUUCUUCUUGCUGCACUCGUUUUCUCAGCUGGUGUUACCGGAGUUUGUGCUAGCAGUCGAAGGUCUUAUAGCGCAGCAGCAGCAACAUUCAUCUUAUCUGUGCUGAAUUGUAUUCUCUCGCUUAUACCUUUUAUACUGGGUACGCUUCCGGUUAUGGCAAAUGCAUUUCCUAGAUCGAAUCAGGAAUGGCUAUUUGACAUGCAUGAAUCAUUGGCUAUCGACUAUUUAUUAAGUUUCACUUGUUUUGCCGAGUUAGUGAUAGCAAUGAUAACGUCAAUCUAUGGGUGCAAGGCAUUGGGUUUAACGAUGAGGCUUGUUGAGAAGCUUCGCUUCAGUGCUGAUCUGAAUACUGUCUUCGAAGAUUUAUCUCCUGCAAUACAAAAAGGAAUGGAAGAAGUGGACAACAAGGAAGCAGUGUGA
Messenger RNA from Brugia malayi, 1497 nucleotides. RefSeq lists its product as uncharacterized. The transcript is spliced from 10 exons. The coding region runs from base 1 to 1497 and encodes 498 amino acids. The record is from RefSeq and is a predicted model, not a curated record. Lineage: Eukaryota; Metazoa; Nematoda; Chromadorea; Rhabditida; Onchocercidae.